Messenger RNA from Harpegnathos saltator (Jerdon's jumping ant), 5321 nucleotides. RefSeq names its product histone-lysine N-methyltransferase 2D. Gene Ontology annotation, molecular function: RNA binding; metal ion binding. Gene Ontology annotation, biological process: regulation of RNA splicing. Bases 2386 to 4914 code for a protein of 842 amino acids. The transcript is spliced from 10 exons. The record is from RefSeq and is a predicted model, not a curated record. Gene Ontology annotation, cellular component: nucleoplasm; cytoplasm. NCBI's taxonomy places the organism in Eukaryota, Metazoa, Arthropoda, Insecta, Hymenoptera, Formicidae.
GCCGCUGCUACUACUGCCGUCGUCAUCAUCGCGACACGUAGUACGUCGUCGUCGUCGUCUUCGUCACCCACGUCGCCGUCGCUGUCGCCGUCGUCGUCGUUGCUGCUGUGUUGCUACUGUUCGUUCAGAUUGCGCGUGCCAUCGUUGUCAGCGGCUUGUUCCAGCGACGUUCAACUUCGUCGACAUUUGACAUUUCCAGGCCGUCACGGUCGCAUCGUGCGCGCGAGGGAGCGAAAGCGCAGAGAAGAAACGAGGGGCGGCGAACGCGGAGACAGAGAGUGCUCGAUACUGGGACGAACCGAGAGAGCAAGAGAGAAAGCGGCGGAGCGCGCGGACCGAGAGAAAAAACGGGGAGAGCUCGUAUGAUCGGGGAAAGCUGAUUAUGAGUUGGAACGUUGGUGCAGCGGCGGGUCAGCAGCGCGCAUUCGAGCCGGUGAACGUGUGAGAAGGAUAAGAAGAGGGAAAGAGAGAAAGAGAGAGAGAGAGCGAGAGCGAGAACGGUCGUUUUUUUCAUUCGCGAUACACACGCACGGAUAUACGAUACGUCGUCCGUGGCCGCGAGAGACCAUCCGGAAUUUAACAGUAAAGUGAGAGUCGCAGACGUUUUCGCAGCAAAGUGGUGUUUCAACGGAGCCGCUCGCGGGAUAUCUGUAAGUGCCCGGCUGAAAAUUUCUCUUUGUGUUUUGUUGAUCGGUGAGGAGUCCGCCGAGACUCCGAAGAGGAGCGCUACGCAACGAGAAUUAGUUAUCCGCUGAUCGAGCAGAAGAUCCCCACCUCCCAUAAUCGUCAAGGUGAUCGCCAACAACACGGCAAGAUCGCGGCGCAACUCUCCGUGUGCUCCGGAGCAAGAACAGCAGGAACCGGAGUUCGACCGCGCGGGAGGAGCCAGCAGCGCGCCGAAUAAAUGACGUAAAUCCGAGGAACGGAAGCGCAACGUCACUCGCUAACUCGCAAUCCUCUCCUUCCCCUGCCCUAUCCACCCCCACCCCCCGCGGGAGUCCCCCUCUCUGUGUCUCGCGCCGUUUCCGCGCCUUCCCCUCCCCCCUCCCCCUGGAACCCCCCUUCGGCCCUUUCUCCGUCUCUAUCCUCCGUUCGGGUCCGACCCGGCACGACCCGACCCCUAGGCGCGACCCGGCCGGACCUUUGCCCUCUCUUCUCGCCUCUACCCGCCCGCUUUGUCGCCCGCCGUCUUCACGUGCUUACAACACUCUCUUACCGCCCCUAUUCGUCGUCUCCGUUACCACUCACUCGCACGCUUCUUCGGCGUCCACAUCCGCCCCGACGUCCCCUCGGAAUUCCGAAAUAACCGACUCGCGCGCGCCGGUGGUACCCGGCGCGUAGGGUUUCCACCUUUCCGCGCACGGAGCGGCCCUUUUCCUCCACCACCUCUCCUUUACUCUUGCUCUUCUUCUUCUUCUUUCUCCUCUUCUUCUUCUCCUCCUCGUCCUCUUCCUCCUCUUUCUCCUCCUCCUCCUCCUCCUCCUUCUUCUCCUCCAUCAUCUUUCUCCCUCCGUACAUAUCUCUGCUCCUACUUCGGCACCGACAGACCGCGGCGAACACGGUCCACCAGCAGCUCCUCCGCUACGAGACCACCACCGUGCGCGCGUCCUGCUCCUUCCACGUAGAGAGAGAGAGAGAAAGAGAGAGAGACUCGUCGCCGCCACCGCCGCCGCCGCCGCCGCCGCCGCCACCGCCGCCGCCGCCGCCGCCGCGCGAGACACGCGUUGGUUUGUGAAACCGGCUUGAAGGACGCCACGACCGGCUUUUCGACACACGCAUACGUAGGCAAACACACAUACGCGAGCGACAAGGCGCGCUCGAGCGCGCGCGCGCGCAUGCGAGAGAGCGAGCUCGCCCGUACACCCUCGGCGGCGCGACCAACUGCAGCCUGUGCCUGUGUGUAAAAGAAGAGAGAGAUACUUGUUGAAAAGCGCGCGGCUAGAGUGCACACUCCUGGUCGACGUUUAGCUUCGAAGGCUUUCAAGCUUUGCCAGACUACUACCACUACUACUGUGCUGCUGCUGUUACUAUUACCACCAUCACCACUACUACUACUACCACUACUACUACUACUACUACUACUACUACUACUACUACUACUACUAGUACUACUACCACCACCACUAUUACUACCACUACCACUACGCUUCCCGAGUGCGCCGCGCGAAGAUCGAAGGAGGGACAGAGGAAGUAGAGUGAACGAGGAGUCGAUAGAGAGAUCGACGACCUUCGCCGUCGUCUUAUCACCGAGCCAAGGAGCGGCCGUCAUCUCGCCUAAAACCGGCCGGAGCCCGAGCCUAAUCGCUGUCGAUAUAGCUUCACCUCUUCGCUUCUUCUUACCCCGAGGCCAGCGACGGGGAUACUCGGUCUUCCAGCAGUGGAAGAAUGGCAAUGGUCAACAUGAAUAACCUACUGAACGGCAAGGACUCGCGGUGGCUGCAGCUAGAGGUUUGCAGGGAGUUCCAGCGCAACAAGUGCAGCAGGCCCGACACGGAGUGCAAGUUCGCCCAUCCACCAGCUAACGUCGAGGUGCAGAACGGACGGGUCACCGCCUGCUACGACAGUAUCAAGGGUCGAUGUAACCGGGAGAAGCCGCCGUGCAAGUAUUUCCAUCCUCCACAGCACCUGAAGGACCAACUCCUGAUAAACGGGCGCAACCACCUAGCGUUGAAAAACGCACUGAUGCAGCAGAUGGGCCUCACGCCGGGUCAGCCUCUCGUGCCUGGCCAGGUACCAGCAGUGGAGGCAACGGCACCUCCGGCACCACACCAUCACCUUCAACAGCAAAUCCAGCAGCAACUUCUCGCUACCCACGCCUUUAUGGCGACGAAUCCGUACCUGACCGGUAUGCCGCAGGUUGGCAAUACGUACAGCCCGUACUUCGCGCCCAGCCCGAUAAUGCCGGCGAUAAUGGGCCCGGCAGACCCGACGGGCGUCGGCAGUCCGCUCGGCGUGGUGCCGCAGACGGUGGCGAUGCCGCAGAAGAUGCCGCGUACCGACCGCCUCGAGGUAUGUCGCGAGUUUCAACGCGGGGCGUGCAAACGCGGCGAGACGGAGUGCCGGUUUGCGCACCCCCUCGAGACGGUGCAGGCGAACGAGGACGGCUCUGUGACGGUCUGCAUGGACGCUGUCAAGGGCCGAUGCAAUCGGGACCCCUGCCGCUAUUUCCACCCCCCUCUGCACCUUCAAGCCCACAUUAAGGCCGCACAAUCUCGGGCUAGCAUUGCGACGGCGACGAUGCCGACGAACGUGACGGGAAUAGAUGCGUUGGCUGGCGGAGUGUCAGGAGUGCCGGCAACUGCGAUGCCCGGAGGACUUCAGAGCGCCGGUAUGGCGAGCAUCGAGCUCGGCAAGAAGCGGAUGCGCGACUCCAAUGAUGAUCUGCUAAUGAUGGACAUGAAGUCUGUCGGGUCGUUCUACUACGAGAACUUUACCUUCCCAGGGAUGGUUCCGUAUAAACGACCGGCGGCCGACAAGUCCGGCGUGCCGGUCUAUCAGCCUACCGGCGCGACGACCUAUCAGCAGUUAAUGCAGCUGCAGCAGCCGUUCGUGCCUGUGUCAUGUGAGUACACUGGAACACCACCCCUACCCACCCAAACCUCUAACCAAUCGGUCGUGCAACCCCCCAACGUGCAAAGCAACCACCACGCGAUGGUGGUGCAGUCGUCCUCCUCCCAGGGAGCCGCUGGCGCCACAGUCAAUAACUGCGCCGACGCCAACAAUGGCGUGCUGAUGGAUCCCUGCAACAAUCCGCCGCCGCCACCUCCGACCGCCGACAAUAACAGUAACAAUAAUAACGGCAAUAACAAGCAGCCGGUUAGCGCGCAGAAUCACGACGCCGAGAACGCGCGCAACUCCCCCGAAUUGAAACACUCGAGCCCGUCGUCGUUGCAGCAGCAACAGCAGCAGCAGAUACAGCAACACCAGCAUCAGCAGCAGCAGCAUCAGCAGCAUCAGCAGCAGCAACACCAGCAGCAGCAACACCAGCAACAGAUGAGCCAGCUGGCGUUGUCGGCGGCUGCCUGCGUGCCGCCGGCGAUGAGUCCGUUGACCUCGAUGGCCGGCGGCUUGAGCUCGAUGCCCAGCAUGGUGAACAUGGCCUCGAUGGCCUCCAUGGCGAAUAUGCCGUCUAUAACGAGCAUGAGCUCCGUCGGCAGCUACAACGCCGCCGCCGCGGCGGCCGCCGCCUCCAACAUGGCGGGUCUGAACAUGCUCAACAGCCUCGGCAUGGCGUCCGGUUUACCAGCCCCUCUCGAUCCCGCGGCUCUCGCUAAAGAGGUCGCCCAGAAGAACUACGCCAAGGCCAUCAAGCUGUCGCAGGCGCCGCAGUCUUACGCUGGCAUCAGCCAGCUCGCCGCGCUCAAUUACACCGGCGUGGCUCUCAAUAAGCAGAACCUCGUGAAUCCGGCCGCCGCUGCAGCCGCCGCCGCCGCCGCCGCCGCGGCGGCGGCCGGGAAUCCCGCGGUGGCCGCUGGUCUGCAGGCCACCGCGACGACUCCCAGGCCGGUGAUCCCGAGUCUGGCCGGUAUCCCGGGCGCUCUGACCUCACCCGCCCUGUCCGCGGGCAUCCUGGCGUACUCGAGACCGCCGCCCACGGCGACACCUAUCAAUCCCUAUUCCCUCAUCAGGCAGCAGAUCCUGCCGAAUCCCUACGUCCAGGCGUCGAUACCGACCGUGCCUGGCGCGACCAUGCAGACCUCACCCUACGUCCAGAAUCCGUACGCCGUGUUGCCCGGGGUAGCGACCAGCGUGCCCGGGGUAGCGGCCGGCGUCGCAGCCGCGGCCGCGGCCGCGGGGGUGCCGCAGAUACCGCAGAUUGGCAAUCCGGCGACGAUAGCGGCGCAGCCGCAGGUGGCGAUCCCCGUCAGCUCCGGCGUCAUCAUGCAGCCGUACAAGAAGAUGAAGACGUCGUAAACGCAGCUCGCGCGGCACGCAGCAGCAGCAGCAGCAGCAGCAGCAGCCGUCUCGGGAGGGCUCUCGUCUCCCUCUUCUCUCGCAAGAACGACAGCCGGUCCCUUCCUCUGAGCGCCUUCCGUUCUCUCCCUCGCGAUGAACGAGUCCACCGCGGCCGCCAGCCGCUCAAGUUUCGCCGUCGCCGCUGUCGCCGUCGUCGCGUCGACAGUGUUUUAGAUAAUAAUUCUAGGGUGUCCUUGUACGAUUAGCAGUCAAUUAUUUUACGUACACGUCCGAGAACGUGAACGCGCGCGCGCGCGCGAGAGAGAACGACCCCCGCGAGUAGAAUUCCACGGGGUUAUUUAGGUAUUUAGCGAACAGUUUAGCGUUCGAGCGGCUGUAACGACACAUACGUCCGGCGAGGGAAU